This is a messenger RNA of Gracilinanus agilis (Agile Gracile Mouse Opossum), 708 nucleotides long. It is a transcript of the gene NAA40, whose product is annotated as N-alpha-acetyltransferase 40, NatD catalytic subunit. Lineage: Eukaryota; Metazoa; Chordata; Mammalia; Didelphimorphia; Didelphidae. Gene Ontology annotation, molecular function: histone H4 acetyltransferase activity; protein N-terminal-serine acetyltransferase activity; histone H2A acetyltransferase activity. The record is from RefSeq and is a predicted model, not a curated record. The transcript has 7 exons. The coding region runs from base 58 to 708 and encodes 216 amino acids. Gene Ontology annotation, cellular component: nucleus.
AGAAAGUCAAGUAAGGCUAAAGAGAAGAAACAGAAGAGGCUGGAGGAGCGGGCCGCCAUGGAUGCUGUCUGUGCCAAAGUGGAGGCCGCCAACAAGCUCGAAGACCCCUUGGAGGCCUUCCCAGUGUUCAAGAAAUACGACCGGAACGGAUUAAAUGUCUCCAUUGAGUGUAAGCGAGUCUCGGGGCUGGAGCAGGCCACGGUGGACUGGGCUUUUGAUCUCACCAAAAGCAACAUGCAGACCUUGUAUGAACAGAGCGAAUGGGGCUGGAAGGACCGAGAAAAAAAGGAAGAGAUGACCGAUGACCGGGCCUGGUACCUCAUUGCUUGGGAAGAGAGCACCGUGCCUGUGGCCUUUUCCCAUUUCCGGUUCGACGUGGAGUGUGGGGAUGAGGUCUUGUAUUGUUAUGAGGUCCAGUUGGAGAGCAAAGUGCGGCGGAAAGGCCUGGGCAAGUUCCUGAUCCAGAUCCUGCAGCUGGUGGCCAACAGCACGCAGAUGAAGAAAGUCAUGUUAACAGUGUUCAAACACAACCAUGGAGCGUAUCAGUUUUUCAGAGAAGCCUUGCAGUUUGAGAUCGAUGACAGCUCUCCCAGCAUGUCUGGCUGCUGUGGCGAUGACUGCUCCUAUGAGAUCCUGAGCCGGAGGACGAAGUUUGGGGACAGCCAGCAUGCCCACUCAGGUGGGCACUGUGGUGGCUGCUGCCAUUGA